This is a messenger RNA of Ictalurus furcatus (blue catfish), 3233 nucleotides long. It is a transcript of the gene aldh3a2b, whose product is annotated as aldehyde dehydrogenase 3 family, member A2b. Gene Ontology annotation, cellular component: cytoplasm. Lineage: Eukaryota; Metazoa; Chordata; Actinopteri; Siluriformes; Ictaluridae. The record is from RefSeq and is a predicted model, not a curated record. The coding region runs from base 112 to 1584 and encodes 490 amino acids. Gene Ontology annotation, molecular function: aldehyde dehydrogenase (NAD+) activity. Gene Ontology annotation, biological process: aldehyde metabolic process. The transcript has 11 exons.
UGCCGUUAACGGGCCGGUCGCGUGCUCCGUGGUUUGCCGCUGCAGCACCGAUAAGCUUGACUGAGUCAGCGCUGGGAAGUUCGGCGGAGAGGAACAGGUACACAACUGGGGAUGUCUCAACAGCAGAAGGCCGUGGAGCGUGCCAGGAAGGCCUUCCGUACCGGCCGCACCAAACCGCUAGAGUACCGCAUCACCCAGCUCAAGAACCUCCAGCGCCUUUUUGUGGAGAGGCAGAAGGAAAUCGCAGAUGCUCUCAAGAAGGAUCUCAACAAGAGUGAGUUUGGCACCCCGCUGUAUGAGACGCUGGGUCUGGAGGGAGAGAUCAACAUGGCUAUCAGCAAGCUAGCUGAGUGGGCCGCUCCAAGGCCGGUGACCAAAAACCUGCUGACCAUUUCAGAUCAGGUGUACGUUCACCCCGAGCCACUGGGAGUGGUGCUCAUAAUUGGGGCCUGGAACUACCCCUGGGCCGUCACCAUCCAACCGCUGAUCGGAGCCAUCGCUGCAGGCAAUGCUGUUGUUAUUAAGCCAUCAGAAGUGUGUGUUCAUACUUCCAAAACGAUGGAGGAUCUUCUGCCAUUGUACAUCGACAAGGAGAUGUACCCGGUGGUUACUGGUGGAGUCCCAGAGACUCAGGAGCUGCUGAAGCAGAGAUUCGAUCACAUCUUCUACACCGGGAACUGCAUGGUUGGCAAAGUGAUCAUGGAGGCAGCUGCUAAAUACUUAACCCCUGUUACUCUGGAGCUAGGUGGAAAGAGCCCUUGCUACAUCGACAAGAGCUGCGAUCUCACCAUUGCCUGUCGACGUAUUGCUUGGGGAAAGUUCACAAACUGUGGUCAGACGUGCAUCGCACCAGAUUACAUCCUCUGUGACCCGAGCAUCCAGGACAGAGUAAUAGAAGAGAUAAAGAGGAACGUGAAGGAAUUUUACACAGAAGAUCCCAAAACCUGCCCGGACUACGGACGCAUCAUUAACAAGCGCCAUUUCAAGAGAGUGAUGGCGUUGAUGGAGGACAGCACGGUGGCUACAGGAGGAGAAAAUGAUGAGUCUGAGUGCUAUAUUGCUCCGACAGUCUUAAGAGACGUGAAGCCCGAGGCAAAGGUCAUGCAAGAAGAGAUCUUUGGACCUCUUCUGCCUAUCCUGAGUGUUGGCAGUGUGGAUGAGGCCAUCGACUUUAUCAACCAGAGAGAGAAACCUCUGGCCCUCUACGUCUUCAGCUCGGACAAGAAGCUGAUCAAACGUAUGAUCUCGGAGACUUCCAGCGGAGGCGUUUUGGCCAACGACUGCUUGGUCCACUUCUCAGUCAGCUCUCUGCCUUUUGGUGGCGUUGGCAACAGUGGGAUGGGCUGCUACCACGGCAAGUUUACCUUUGACCAGCUAAGUCACCUGCGAGGCUGCCUCGUUAAGCAGUUGAAGAUGGAAGGAGUGAACAACAUGCGCUACCCGCCGCACACGGCGAAGAAACUGGACUGGGCUCGCUUCUUCAUCCUCAGACAGGUGGAGAUGGGCAAGCUGGCUCGCAUUGCUCUAAUUGGCGUGCUGGUCGUCGCCGCUGCCGUGAUGAUUCAGAGAUUCCUUGCUGACUGAGAGCGUAAAGCUAAUGCGUUCUGAGGAAAGCAACCAAUCAGGAUAGUCACUUGUCCCGGCCACUCCUCUUCCCUGCCUUAAUCUGAACAUAGCUUUUAAAUCACUUCUUAUAACAGUGCUGCAUCUAAUGAAGGAUCCAAAUUCGGUGCACGCCGAUUAAAUAUAUAACGUAACAUAAAUAUAGUUUUUAUUCUGUUUUGAAUCAGGACGAUUUUAAUGAAGGAAAAGAAAUCAUUUCACAGUUACUUACUAUGUCGCAUCAUAAGUGUGGUAGCACUAUAUUCGAAGGCUUUCUAACAUUUCAUAAGCGUUGCAUUGUGUCCUUUAUAUACAUGAAAAAGAGAAGAGGAGACAUCUGUAAAUCAUCGUUAUCGCUCGACGGUUCGAAAUCGAUACUGCGAUUUCUUUUCCCUUUUAAGCCUUAAGUUAUUAGCUUUGUCUUUACCAACGGCGCACUCAGGACACUGUGAUAACGUCCUAGAAAGUAUACAUAGUGCUUUGUGUAACUGUGAUAAACGCAGACUGAUUACCACUUUAGUCUGAGGGCUUUUAAAAACGGUUCGUGUGAGCUUUGUAAAUACGUGAAGUGGUGCUUCGUAAUAGUUUUGAUUGCAAGCAGACCAGCAGCAUAUAAUUACAUAGGCAUGAUAUAAUAUCCAAAAGGUCAGUGGAUGCUUCAUAGAAGACUUCAGAUGAGACACCUUGAUUUUUCACGCACCUGCAGUUAGUAAAGACAAAGUAAUAUAACUUUCAAGGUCAGAGGAAGCAAAAAUGAGCCGUUUUUUUCCGUUUCUUACUCUACUAUCAGUCACAGAAUCACUAGCCAAUCGGGUAUGCCUGUGAGCACGUGUAUGCGGAAGAGGGCAGAUAGCUACCUGGUUAGUAGCUGUUGUAUGAUACUGGAGCGCUGGCUGGUGGGCGGGACUUGGCAGGCGACCAAAACAGGGGGGGAGCGAGAGUUCUUCUCUCUUUUCUUUUUCAUGUAAAGCCUUACGUGAUCAUCAAGUGACAUUUCUUUAAAAUAAAAUAAAAUAUGUAUGCGUUGUUUCGGAACGUGUAAUUAAGGCCCGGUGUAAAUACCUUUCAGAUAAAGUGUUGAAGUUUAUAACACUGUGUAAAAUCUACAUUUUAUAAUGGGGGUAAAAUUGUGCUUUACCUUCAAAAAUAGUCAAACGGCAGCAAAUUUUUCUGCUUGGAAUUCUGAAAAGUUUUACUAAAAGAUUUCCGUGAAUGUACCUCAGAGCCAGUAUGUGUAACUGCACAUGUGAAUGUACUCGACUUUUAUAACCCGGUUAGAGUUAAUAUAUUAACUAUCAGGCCUUUGAUGAAGUAAAUUAGGUGUGUUGAAGCAGCGUACUCUGGUCCUUGAGGACUGGAACCGACUGACGAUGAAGACGCGACGUCAUCAUUUGGAAUAACUACAAUCAUUUCAAUCACGAUUGAUUUCUCUCCAGUGAGGGGUCAUUACUGGGUGGAAAUGCAUUGUUAUUUUUGAAGUAUUUCUUUAUAUCUCUUUGGUCUGUCAUUUCAUUUUUAAAUGUUUUUUUUUUUUUUCAAAUUUAAUAUCUCUGUUGGAUAUUAAUUGGAUUAAUAAGUGGGUUUUAUGAAGUCCUUUUCUUACCUGUAAAAUAAAAUAAUUUUUACAGAGA